Ustilaginoidea virens is the source of this 1176-nucleotide messenger RNA. RefSeq lists its product as uncharacterized. The transcript has 5 exons. The record is from RefSeq and is a predicted model, not a curated record. NCBI's taxonomy places the organism in Eukaryota, Fungi, Ascomycota, Sordariomycetes, Hypocreales, Clavicipitaceae. The coding region runs from base 1 to 1176 and encodes 391 amino acids.
AUGCAUAUCAAGACGGUCAUCGUAGCCCUGGCUGGCCUGUCUGCUGCGGUUGGUGCCGCCGAUGCUGCUCGCAGACCGCUGUUUUCUCGAACCCUAGAGCGCCGCCAACGAGGUGGCAACCGGCAGGAUGGGGGUCGGAACGGCGGCGGCACGAACAACGGGGUCGGCGGCGGUAACAAUGGCGGCGGCGGCGCCGCCAUUCUCGACGGCAAUCUCAUCCAGACGGGGUCGCAGCAAGACGGCAAUAACCCUGGAGCUCAAGGCCAAUCCGCCUCGAAAACUGACAACGAGAACUUCAUCAACUUUUGCCGAGGCAAGACCUUGACCAACGGUCGGCAGAUCAAGCAGGGCUCCUGCAACGGGAUCCCCAUGGGCAACAUUCCUUCGACCAAAAACAUGGUUUCCAGCCUCUUUGUCAACCCGAAAAACGGCGACAACAUUGCUGCCAACCAGGACUUCAAGAUCCAGGUCCAGAUGAUCAAUUUCAGCCCUGGCACCUUCACCAAUGCCACCUCCACCUAUUACUCCGCGCCGCAGGAUCUUGAUUCCCAGGGCAACAUCAUUGGCCAUACCCACGUUACGGUUCAGGAUACCGGAAGGAGCCUGAACCCGAGGCAACCUCUGGAUCCAACGCAGUUUGUCUUUUUCAAGGGCAUCAACGACGCCGGAAACGGCCGGGGCCUGCUGUCGGCCGAUGUUCCCGGUGGCCUCCCGGCCGGCAACUACCGUCUUUGCAUGUCCAACAAUGGUGCUGGGGGCGGCAACGGUGGCAACGGCCGCAAUGGAGUGCCUAGCAAUGGCCAAGUGGACAGCAGGGACAGCAGGGACAGCAGGGACAGCAGGGACAGCAGGGACAGCAAGGUCAACAAGGACAGCAAGGACAACAAGGACAGCAAGGCCAACAAGGACAGCAAGGACAACAAGGACAGCAGGGACAGCAGGGACAGCAAGGUCAACAAGGCCAGCAGGGACAGCAAGGUCAACAAGGCCAGCAAGGUCAACAAGGACAGCAAGGACAACAAGGACAGCAAGGCCAACAAGGACAGCAAGGACAACAAGGACAGCAGGGCGGUAAACAAGCCGGAAGGCAAGGCGGCCCGCAAACUGGCAACGGCUCUAACAUGUCCGGGUCAAAUGGCGAAACGCUCGGCGUCGAUCAGAGCGAGAUCAUUCUAG